CCAUCAUCACAUCACUUUCAUAAAGGAGGGAAGAGUUAUGGAAAGGACAAGCAGGGUCAGCACACACACCUUGUAUUUGUUUACACCUGCAGAAAUAAAGGUCAUGGUGUUUAUCUGUGCUCGACAGCUAGCCACCGGUAAAUACUGUAAGCUAAUGUAUGUAGCUACUUGGAGCAGCGGAGUAAUUUUCAUGAGGAUGAAUCAGCUGGGUGAAGGUGGGUGGGUUACUCAAUGAAAUUGAAAUUAUUCGUCCCUGUUCCUCUGAUGAUGACACACGUAAAAUGUCGUGUAACGAAGAGUACGCCACAGUUAGCUACAGUUCAGUUUAAUCCGCUGCUAGCUAGCACAAGCCGCUAAUGAUGGUUAGCUCAGCGACGUAGCAACAAGCUAUCCGACACAACUUACCUUGCUCUUUAUCUCGCUUUGAAUCCAUCACAGGGCAACUUUUGCUACUCAAAGCUACCUGCCGAGGUGGAAACGUUGUUUUAACUGAGCGGUAGAAAGGCAAGAGGGUGGUUGUUUUAAUGGCAGUGUGAAAUUGGCAUCUGUCCUGGGGUGUAGUCAGGACACGAUCACUUGUACUGCUGUACAGCAACAGCACGCAGGUGGAUACGGAUUUCAGUCUCUGCAGUCCAGCCCAGCACAGGAGAUAGAGGGGGGUAAUAUUAGUGUGUGGAGAGAUGGGGACGUGGCUGACAAGAAAAUGCAUUAUUGUCUAACACAUAUACAUAUUUGUAUGUCUCCACUGUGCAACAGGUUUAAUUAAAAGUUCAUCUCUUCUUGCAGAGCUAGUAAAGAUCUGGUGACUAUAAAUGUAGAGACCUGAGUGUUCAAGUCUGUUUUAAAUAAGAUGAAAUGAGCAUCCUCCAAGGGAUGAACUAACCCACUUAAUAUUUUUUUAUACAAAUAAAUGAAUAGUAAUUUUAAUGAUUUGUUGCCUGAAUGAAACAUACGGUGGCUGCAAAUAAAAAAGAAUAAAAAAAAACAACGCCAAUGCUGCAAAUAAAAAAAGAAUUAAAAAAGAAACCACAACAAAAUUUGAUAUGAUAUGAUACACCGGUGUUUUACGAUCUAGGCACAGAAGACGAUGGCAAAAAGACGAGCAAAGAAGUUAUUAGUGGAAAGGUUAUUGUUUAAUUUCGCUUCGUGUGCUUUUCAAUGUGUCAUUUGGUUAGGUCAUGUAGCGCCUGAGUUGAUAUGAAGUUGAACUGAAGGUUGUUUGUGUAGUGUUAGCUUCAGUUAAACUCCAUAUUGAAUCAGGCACAACAUGGCCUAACCACAUUGAAAAGUUUACGAAGCGAAAUUAAGCAAUAACCUUUCCACUUACUUCUUUGCUUGGCUUUUUAUUUUUUGCAUCCUUUUAUUUUCGCAAUAAGUAAUUUUUUUUCCAUCGCCACUUUUUUUUUUUUUUUUUUUUUUGCAUCAUUAAUUUCCGUUGUGGCUUUUUUUGUUUUUAUCUGCACCGUUUCUUUUUAAUUUGCAACAGGCUUGGGUUUCUUCUUUUUUUCUUUUUUUUUUUUUUUUUGUAGCAGUGGCGGUUCUCGGCCACCGUACCAAACAUGACCCCGGUCAGUGUAGUUUCCUUCAUAUGAGCGAAAUAGCGUCUUGGUCGCCAUGCAGCGGGCUUUCAUUCACAUUAGUUUAUUUAUUUAUAUACCUAAGGUCCUAUUGGGUUGUCUCUCCUCCGGUGAACAGCAUCAGGGUGCCUCAGCAGACGCAGAUCAGUUUGCAGCUCUUCCCCCGCUGGCUUUGACACACCGGGACACUGCUCGACUACUUUUCAUUUUUUCUCGCCUUUUUAAGAGUACUCUCUUCUGCAGCUAUGAUGGACCUCCCCUGCAAGACUGAGUGGUAACUGUGACCCUUUUUUUAGGAGUUUAAACCUCAACGCGAGGGGACUGCUGUCUCCGCGGACCCACUAAAUGCCUUUCAUUGAAAAAAGGCGUCGGACGUUCAGAGUUGUGAAUGAGCUUGAAUGAACCAAUGGUUUGACUAAGAUGGGAAAUAAACAAACUAUAUUUACCGACGAGCAACUUGAUGCAUACCAGGUAAGCAUGCAUGCACGUGUCUACCUCCAGCAUGUGGGAAGUAUGACCAACUCCCACCUGAACACUUGAUGAAAAAAAAUUUAAGAAGUAAAAGUGUUUUUUUCUCUGAUUCUGACACAUAAGUCUGUUUCUCCUGUGUGAAAAAGCAAAUGAAAAAGUGCAGCGUUUUGUUGAAAUAGGGAGAAAAAGCAGCAAUAUGUUUUCAUUGUCCCUCAAGAUCAGUGGUAAAUGACAGACAAUCAUCUCAUCACUUACUUCAAUAGUCAGCCGUGACUUCACCCAAAUACUUGGCUCAUAUUUCAUCUCGGGUAAAACUGGAAGUUUCUGUUUUCCUGUGAAGAAAUGCAUCUCCAUGUGCACAGGUUUAUCAUGUGAUUCAGAGUGGAUUUAAUAAUUGAUGCCAAGCCGCGGCAAUAUGCUGUGAAACUCUACUCUCAGGAGACUGUUAAGUUCUCAAGAGCCUCUCUGGUUACUCCUGCUGCUUUUUUAAAAGCCCUCCCAAAGAUGCUGUUGCUUUCUGUUUGCCUUGUUAACUAUUUUACCCUUGGGUUGAUUUAUUUCUCUGUUUAAGAUCAAAUAUUUAUGAUUUAACAUUCAAUUCAACAGCAGACGACUGACCCAGAGUUUUUACCAUUACUCUGUAUUCCUUACUUGUAGAUAUGAAACAAGUCUUUACUGUUUAUUUACACAAAAUUAAACAAAUUUGGCUUGUUUUGACCUGAGCGGGUGUAUUUAAUUGGGUGCCAGGAAAGCAAGUUUCUCAUUUCUAAUCACAUUUUCAAAGCAGCACAAGUUAAAGUAAACAGAUGUAAGUUCACAAAAAACUAUAGAAGUGGGCAGCCUAAGGGGAAUGUAUGUGCCAGCACUUGCAUGUCAGACAACAGCCGAUCAUGUUCCCCUGCCCGAUCCUCGCUGAUGCAAAAUGGAAGGUGACAACACUCACACACGUCAGCAUUUAAGAGACACCAGACACCCUGACACAUGUUCACAGAGACGACUGUCCAUAUGACCUUAGAGUAACUGUAAUGGUACCUCAUGUGAUUCAUAGAGGGAGCAACAGAACCCUUAUUUAAGUAAUAUUGUAUUUUUGUGCUGACAUACUGUUUUUUAAUUUUAUUGCAGGACUGUACGUUUUUCACCCGCAAAGAAAUUCUGCGGUAAGACUUUAAUCAACUCUCCAGAGCUAUUAAAAGUUAUUCUUGUUUUUCUAAUUAAGGAGUGAAGUUGUUUUCAUUUUGUCAUUUGAUGGCCACCAAAUUUCUUUGUGGACACCCCUGCACAUCGUAUCAAUUUGACACCACAAGCUUAUCCAGACACUAUUCAAGCAUACAUGAAUCAUACACUCUAUAGACGUGCUAGUCUGUUUCACAAGUUUUUCUGUGAAGAUGUGAGUUACCUAACCUUAAAAAGUCAUGUUGACCUUUUGACUGCGGUGUUGUUUUCACUGCCAACCAGCCCAGUGUCACAUUUCUGCCUCCCUCAACACGUGUAACCCUAAUACUUACCAAAAAUCUGUCUCUUGUGGAUGGCGAAAGGUAUCAUGACUCACUGGGUAGCAUCGUUUCUCUCUUCCCGUCACUCACCUUCUCAGUGACGGACGUAAAUUAAAGUGGGUGGUUUCAGUUUAAUGGAAUCACAAAUGAUGCUCUGGUUGCUGUGUCUUGAAGAUAGAGAAGUACUCAAAGAAAUUAAGCGUACAUUAUAGAGAGUCAAAAAGGAAAAGAUGAAAAGUAAGGGAUUCCAGGAAAGACAGAAAUGAAACAACCCUGAAUGUACAGUAAGGUUUUCUGAAUAAAAAAAGCUGCAGUCUGUCACUUUCUUUUUGAAUUGUGCAAAAUCAAGAACUGACAACAAAGUAAAAUUGAACAUGCAUGUUGAAGUCAAGUGUAAAACAAAUCAGUUUCCUUGGGAAUGUGUCCAGAAGAGUUGCUUGUUUUUUUCAUCUCUUUUCACUGAAGAACACAGUGAGCAUCACUUCUGCUCCUCCCAUAAGAUAUUCAUUUAACUUGAAAGGCCUUCAUUAAAAUGGAAGCUAAAUCGGUGAUCAGCAGAGGGCAUGAUUGGGUUCCACACUUGAUGACCAUCAUAUAACACCCACUGCUUCUGUUCCCAGCUGUGACAGUAACCACUCAGUUAUGUAAUAUCAGAAAAAAGUCAUCUGUUGAAGUCAUAAGUACACGUAUCUGUACUUGUUCUGCCUUGUUUCAAAUCUCCACGUUAACAUUACAUCACAGUAUUUUAUGUUUUUUUGCAUCCUUGAAACUCCAUCAUUAGACAAGUUUAUUCAGUUCAGUUACACUGAGUUUGUCCUUGACCAUGGUUCCUAAGGACAAACAUAAGGACAUUUCAAUUUUUUUGAGCUGCACCUGUAGUUUACAGGUAUGUCACAGAGUAAGUUUUUCUCCUCCUUCUUUGUACAAGAAAAACAGAAGUAACCUCAUUUUUUAAAAGGUUUUUAUUUUCCUAUUUUGAUUCUAGGUUGCACGGACGAUACCAUGAGUUGGCUCCACAUCUUGUGCCGAUGGACUACACCAAUGAUCCUGACUGUAAACUGCCUUUAGCCUUAAUAGUCAACAUGCCAGAGCUAAAGGUAAAAAUCCAUCUUUACACUGUGAGUCCUGUGCCCUUAUUUGGUAACUGUUUUGAAAUGAAUCAGCUGUUUUCACUUUUACUUUUAAAGGGAUAUUCUGGUUUCAAUUAAUUUAGGGUCAAACACACCUGUUAGACACCCCCUCUAGAGAUGUUGCUGACCACUUGCUUCUCUAGUUAUACCGACUUUAGUAAUGACCGCACAAUAGCAAUACACAGCGGUCUGAGGAGCCACACAUAAACCUCAACCAAAACGCCACUCUAUAGCCAGCAGAACAGCACCUAACUUCAUCAACAGUAUCUAUAGGGUCCCAGCCACAGCACUAGCCACCAAACAUCUUUUUAGCUUUGCCUAAUUUCUUUAGCAAAGAGACUAAACACAACUCACCUACUCUCUUCCAGCAGCCGCUAGAGUGGUGUUUUGGUUGAGGUUUGUUUAUGGCUCUGAGACUGCUGUGUAUUGCUAUCGUGCGGUUGUUACUGAAAGUGGUUUAACUAGAGAAGCAAGCGGUCAGCAAUAUUCAUUUCUCAAGGGGGUGUCUAACUCGGUGUUGUGGUGUGUUUGACCCUAAUUUAAUUUUACACUGGAAUAUCCCUUUAAUGUGUCUCUUUGACUGUCCUGAAAUGUUUAGAUUGUGCUUUAAAGGCAUUAAAACAAACAUGGCCUACACUGCUCAUGAGGGCCAGCACCCAAUCAAUAUCUUUCUCAGAGGACAGAAUUGAUUUUUUUGACCAUUACCGACACUGAUCUGAUUGCAUGACAUCAUAUUCCGUGAGCUUAUGGAAGUUAAUGUGCCAUGAAGCCUCAGCCGCUCCACCUCAGCUGAGUGAUGCUUCCCCUCCUUUUAUAAAGUGCCUCACUAUUGUAAAGAUAAGCAACUUUUUCUUUUCUUUUUUUCUUUUUUUAAAAAGGCAUGUUGCGUGACAUCAUGGCCACAAUUACUUCCACAUUUCUCCCCCAGACAAAAGUACGACACAGUUUUAUAUGGAGACCUUAUCCACCGAGGGGCCUAGCAGAGACUCAUAAUGCGUCUUUACCUCGGGCAUAAUUGGCUCUUGCCUGUUAAACUGUCAGAUGAUUUCAAGGUCUGUGAGGAUGGCAGGAGCAAGAUGAAGACUAUCAACGGCAGAACCGAUGAGGCCAAGACAAUAAAGAGUCAACCAAUGUUCUCUGCAGCUUCAUAAAUACAUUGCCGGGCCAGUUUUAAUGUGCUGUGUUAAGUCAACUGCACUGAUUCAAAUGGCUCUCUUUGCUGAGCUUGUAUUGAGCUCAAACAUGCUAACCAUGCUUUGUUGCUCUAUUGCCAGCAGGUUAGAAAUUACCCCGGAUUUGAACUCCCACUUGAUUGCUUUCUUUUCAAGUAGAAUUUAUGAUAAGAUGUGUCAAAUCAGCAAACUGUAGGAUGUAAAUGAGAAGCUUAUGGUUGAGUAAUAGAGGAGAAAAUAUUGGCUUUACCACACCAGUAAAGCGAGGGAGUCAGACUUCAUUCUUUAAAACAAAGCUGAGCCUUUAUUAGCAGAAAAUCAUCACCCCAUGUAUGAAAUCAGGAAAGAAAGUUUUAUUUCUAUAGCAUCAAUCACAGGCACUGUGGUUCUCAGCCAAAUAAAACUAUGAAAAUUAAAUAGAAAGGGAAUUUUUGUGGUAGUCCUAGAAUGAAAUAUGUAAAAUAUAACUGGAUAUCAGCUGCACAGAAAAUUUUCUAAACAUUACAGUCUAUUUGUAAUGGGGGCAACCAUAGACUGUAUAUAGAAUGGACGCCGUCUGCCUCCUCGCUGGGUGAAGCCACUCAGAGAACAGCACCCUCUGGUGACAGGCUGCAGUAUAGGUCAUAAAUCCCGCCUCUGCCAGCAAAGUUUAUGGAGCUGUGGACAAACUUUAGAAAUUUUUUUACACAGAAUAUAAAUUUUUCUCCCCCCUGGUUGUGAUGUUGACAUGUAGUUACAGUAAGACUGGUUUGUCCUCUUUUUUUCUGUACAACUCAGUUUUAUUAGGGGGUUCAUGUUUUCUAUGAUUGACACUUGAUACAGCCUAUGGGCGUACGAAGAUUGCGUAGCUCACCCAGGAAUACGCUGUUUGAGCCGAGCGUCAUCACAGCGACUCUCUGCGACUCUACCACCAAAUGCGUACAAUGUGCAGUGUUGGUUUCAGGAAGUUAAGAAAAAACAUGGAAUUACAGAGAGCGUUUCGGCUUCAAAUCUGUAUACUGGUGGAAAGUGGAACCAAGUUGUCCAUAGUAUACACAGUCUAUAGGGGCUACAUGUAUAUGGGGACUAAAAUGGGUCCUUGGGGAACACCAUGUGAAGAAAGAACUUUGCCCACCACAAAUCCCCGACAGAGGGCAAUAACGGAACAAAUCAAAACAAAAGCAUACUGGGUAUUUAAUCAGACUUUCCCAUCCUAACUGUGCUGUACAUACUCAGUCUUAGCUUUCCUUAAAUGUGGUCCAACACUAACAUUGUCAUUUUUCAUUUUACUCUAUAGGAGAACCCGUUCCGCAACAGGAUUGUCGAGUCGUUCUCAGAGGACGGGAUGGGGAAUCUUAGCUUCAAUGAGUUUGUUGACAUGUUCUCAGUCCUCAGUGAAAUGGCUCCUAGAGAACUUAAGGCUAUUUAUGCCUUCAAAAUAUACGGUAUUGACCAAAACAUCCAUGUAAUCUCAUUUUCUAUAACUUGAUCAUUUUUGCUAAAACCCUGUUUCCUGUAACAGAUUUCAAUGUAGAUAACUACCUGUGUAAAGAGGACCUGGAGAAAACUCUGAACAAGCUGACAAAAGAGGAGCUGACUCCUGAAGAGGUGGAGCUGGUGUGUGAGAAGACCAUAGAGGAAGCAGAUUUGGAUGGAGACAACAAACUUUCCUAUGCUGACUUUGAAAAUAUGAUAACUAGGGCUCCAGACUUUUUGAGGUAAUCACAAACUAAAGCAUUUGUUUACAUGUUUUGUUCUUGAAUAUGAAAAGCAGUGGCAAAUUUGUGGCGAGCAGUUCCACUCUGUGUGUUCAUACUGACAUUUACAAUCAUGGACAAUGACUCCUUUUAUUUCAAUGCUGCUCCCUCAUACCGUUUCUUUUGUCUCUGCAGCACUUUCCAUAUACGAAUCUGAACUAAAAUUUCCAUUGCGGACAGUGUGGAGGACAGCCUCAGGACUCUACCUGCACCCUGUUCUGACUACAGCACAGUGCCUGUUAUACCCUCCCAUUGCAAAAAAACAGCAAACACUCUAUACUACUGAUUCUCCAGGAUGCUGACUUUCCUCACCGUGGAUGAAUCUGUAAUUUCUCCUCACCAGCUGUGAAAGGGCUUGACCUGAACUGGUCUCCUGUUGGGAGGAAGAACGAUGAUGAAAAAGUGAAAAAGCGAGCAGACUCUGCUGCUUAUGGGGCACAUUUAUCUACCUAUAUUGCACAUGGGAUACUCAGAUAAGUCUUCCUACUAUGAACACAAAAUAUUAACUAUCGAUAAAGCUUGAAGAUAAUGAAAGCACAGUGUUAGCAUUAAGGGCAUACAGAUGUUUUAUAAUAUGAGCUAUAUUUGUACAUGCUGUACUCACUGUCAUUAUUAUGGAGCUGGGAAAUGACAAUCAUUUCUUACUGUUCUCCAGUGAAACAAAGGGCUCUCUCUCUUCUGAACUAUUUCUGGAGGCUUUCAUCUAUUUCCACAGCCAUUAUCAUGAGAUUUUACCUACAGCCAUGUUUUUUGGAUUAACAUGUUACAGUAUUUUAUGUUCUUUCAGGUAUUUAUUGUAUUGAAUAAAUAUUGUUUUCUGAUUGAA
Messenger RNA from Xyrichtys novacula (pearly razorfish), 8405 nucleotides. The record is from the annotation of a GenBank genome assembly. NCBI's taxonomy places the organism in Eukaryota, Metazoa, Chordata, Actinopteri, Labriformes, Labridae.